Molecule: messenger RNA, 3246 nt
Organism: Anarrhichthys ocellatus (wolf-eel)
Lineage: Eukaryota; Metazoa; Chordata; Actinopteri; Perciformes; Anarhichadidae
Gene: atxn1l
Product: ataxin 1-like
Exons: 3
Coding region: 243-2747 (834 amino acids)
Biological process (GO): anatomical structure development; regulation of DNA-templated transcription
Cellular component (GO): nucleus
Molecular function (GO): protein binding; RNA binding
Source: RefSeq, a predicted model, not a curated record
UGAGCGCCUCUCUGCUGGCCUUCGAAAUGGGCUCGACUCCUCUGCCUUGAUUUCUUCAAUUGUCCCUCCGCACAUCAUAACUUUUUUUGAAGAACAGCGUGUUCGCGAUGACAUUUGGAGGUGAACUGGCAGUCGAGGUCAGCCCAGUGAUUUCAGAUCUGGUUCCUAUGCGGGCCGACUGGCUUGCAAGUUUCAGUUCCUGUGCAGUACAGUAAAGGCACUUGCUUGGUCAGAGGAUUGCUAUGAAACCAGCUCAGGAGCGCAACCAGGAGUGCCUGCCUCCUAAGAAGAGGGACCUCCUAGUUAGCAACAGCAGUGGAGGUGCAGGGACUACUGGAGGAGUCGGGGCUGCAGGAGGGGCUGGUGGCAGUAGUAGUAGUAGUAGUAGUGGUGGUGGUGGUGGUGGUGGUAUUGGAGAAGAUGAAGUGGUUUCUAUCCAGAACUCUGCAACCAACAGUGACACUCAGGGAGGGGCCCCGUCUGGAGAGUGGCUGCGAGCUCAGCCGGGGCUUCAUUAUGGAGUGGAUAAUUCUGAUGGCAUACCAGCAGUGCCAGUUGACCAGUACGGUAUGCUCUACAAAGUGGCUCUUCCAUCUGUUACCUACUCGCCUACCAGUCUCCACCCAGUGUUAAGCCACAUCUCUCAAGCCUACACUGUACACUCCUCUCUCCUGCAGCAUCCAGGCCUUUCCUAUCCUCCUCUCGGUUAUGCCCAGAUCCCUCAUUCCUCUCUCCAGUUCGUUAGUUCCCCUUAUGCAGCGGUACCUUAUGCCCUACCGCCUGGCUUUGUCCCGGGAUCCUUAAUCUCUCCCCCAGGCACUAUUCCUCAGCAACAUGCUGUGUCCCACCUUGUUCCCUAUCCAUCCGUCAUACAGGAAGGUGUUGUGUCCCCACCUCCCCAGGCCCAGGUCGCUGCUCAUACCUUUGCCAAAGUUUCAGCAUCCAGCGGUGUCCCGCUGAUGCUGCCUUCAGAGCAAGCUGCCCAGCAGCACCUCGGUAACGUAGGAGUCCUGCCCACGACAGAGCUCAGCUCUCGGGGGAUGCCCGUCUACUAUCACCCUCAGGGUGCCAGGGCCACCAGAGACCCCCACAGUGCCCAGCAGGAGAAUGAACCAGAGAUGAACGGAGGCGAUAAAGAGCAGGGAGCUAGGGAGCUUGUACUCGACUCGGCCUUCGCUGCCAGAAAUGCACGUCUGCUGCAGGGCGCAUCCAACUUUGUAGCCCAGGAGUACAGCCAAGACAGAGGCUCGCUGAACCGAAGGCUGGAAGACAGAAGCUCACCUGGCCAGCGCAGCACUCCAGACAUCGACCUGGAGGUGCAGCAAGUGGUUGGUCGUUUGGCUUCCCAUGGUGGAGUGCGAAAAGAGGUCUCCUUUGCCCCCUUGAACCUCUCUCAGGGUGCACAGAGAGCCAGAGAUGUCCAUGGAGAGGGCACGGGUGUGAUCUCCGGGCGGACUGCGUACACGACCCAGGCUGUGAGUUACAAUGAUCCCAGAGUGACCGGACUCCAGCAGCAAGCGGGACAACCAGGCCAUGCUGUCAUGCUUGCCAACGGGCAACCCGUUCUUAUACCCUUGGAGUAUCACCUGCAGCAUCACCCCCAACCGCCACAGCAACACUACCUAGGACAGGCUAAUGAUGCCUCAGCCAGCCACGCGUUUACCACCAUGGCCUCCCCUAACGCAAGCUUUAAAGCCUCCGAUUCUUCAGCCAGAGUGUGCCUCCUUGAAAGGGCAGAGCUGACCACAGCUCAGCAGCAGCUGCCCCAGCAGCCUCCUGUCCAGCCUGCAGCAGAUGUGGCUCAGGCCUUAGCGCAAAGCCUCGCUCCGGCCUCGGCUCCCUCCAACCCGUCACACUUCAUGAAGGGAGCCAUCAUCCAGCUGGCUACUGGGGAACUGAAGCGUGUGGAGGACCUCCAGACUCAGGACUUUGUGCGGAGCGCCGAGGUGAGUGGGGGGCUCAAGAUUGAUUCCAGCAUGGUAGUGGACAUCCGUGCCAGCCAGCAGAGACCGGGUCUUGUGUCGCUUCACUUCACCGUGGGGGAGCAGCAGAGCAAAGUGACCAUCGACGUUCCCCCGGAGCACCCGUUUUUUGUGUUUGGGCAAGGCUGGUCGUCCUGCAACCCCGAGCGCACGGCCCAGCUUUACGGCCUGGCCUGCCAUCAUCUGCAAGUAGGAGACGUGUGCGUGUCCAUCACCCUGCAGCAGCAGCUUCAGCAGCAGAAACAGCCCCAGCACCAUCAUUCACAGCAGCAACAGAAACAGCAGAACCUGUCCAGGGCUUUGAGCAAAACCAACGCCACAUCAAGUCACCAGCUCAUGGGCCCUCCGGCCCCCCAACAAUCAAGGCCUCCGUCUCAUUUCAGGCCAGACCGCAUUCACAGAGAAAGACAGAGGGAUGGGGAACAAGAUGUGGUAGAUAAGGAGGAAACCACACAUUUUGGGGUUGUCGGGCACUCUGAGUCGCCCAUCAGAAUAAGUAGGACCUCAGCAGAGCAUCCGAGGAGCCAGAGCAGCUACCACUUGCACACAGAGGGCUCUGCUUUUGCAGGGGCAGGGAUGGGAGCGAUGCAGGCUGCGCUAGGUGCGUCUCAGAGGCGCUGGUCCUCACCUGGCCUCCAAAGAUACAGUAUGAAGGGAGACGAGGGGCCACGCCCUCAAAUAAGCACCACCGGCCACACGAGGCCCUCUUUCAUCCCCCAGGAGGUCAAACUGUCCAUUGAGGGGCGCUCUAACGCAGGGAAGUAGCAUCACAUUUGGUAGCAGCUAUAGAGGAGACUGCCACGAGUGAGUCUGACAAGGAGAGAAAGAGGGAAAAAAAAGAGUGCGAAUGUAGCCUCAGAAUGUUUGAGAUUUUGCACACCUAAAAUAUACAAUACAAGGUCUCUGGUGAGAAGGUCCGGUUGUCACUCAGCCAAAGGAUACGCGCCUGUGGUUUCCCAGCCAGCUGAGGUCCAGCAGAGACAUCACAAGCUGAGUAGAAAGUAUGUAGCGGAUGAAAUGCCUCCCACAGUCCUUGCACACUGCAGUCCUCUUCCUCCCUCCGUCUUUUUUGUCAUCACUUCCUCAUAACCCAUGCUUGGAGGUUACCAUCGCAUUCAGAACACUCUUGCUUCCUUUUUGACCAAACCGUCUCUGGAAGACCGAGGACUUACGAGGAAUGUUUGUAGCACAGCGAAGCUACCAACUCUGCAGGUUCUGAUCUAUUUAAAAAAAGAUCCCAGCCAUUGAUCCUUUCUCUCCUCCA